Molecule: messenger RNA, 1778 nt
Organism: Gastrolobium bilobum
Lineage: Eukaryota; Viridiplantae; Streptophyta; Magnoliopsida; Fabales; Fabaceae
Product: beta-amylase 3, chloroplastic-like
Exons: 4
Coding region: 1-1605 (534 amino acids)
Biological process (GO): polysaccharide catabolic process
Molecular function (GO): beta-amylase activity
Source: RefSeq, a predicted model, not a curated record
AUGGCUUUAACACUUCGUUCUUCACUUUCUUUCAUUAACCAGAAAGAAACCAAAGUCCUUAAAACUUCUGCUGAUGUCUCUGCCACAAUCAGCUUUGCAAAAAUUAAGCCAUCUUUCCGUCUCCAAGUAAGUAAUUCCGUGCAAGAAGCACAUCACAUACGUGAGAAGGUGCAUGCUCCAUCAAUUGCUCAUAAACAUGAUGAUUCGAAGAGAGUACCCGUAUUUGUGAUGCUGCCACUGGACACGGUAACAAUGGGAGGACACUUGAAUAAGCCGAAAGCAAUGAAUGCUAGUUUGAUGGCCCUGAAGAGUGCAGGAGUUGAAGGGGUAAUGGUGGAUGUUUGGUGGGGUUUGGUGGAAAAAGACGGGCCUUUGAAGUACAACUGGAAUGCCUAUGUUGAACUUGUGCAGAUGGUACAAUUGCAUGGUUUGAAGCUUCAAGUUGUUAUGUCUUUCCAUCAGUGUGGAGGAAAUGUUGGAGACUCCUGCAGCAUUCCUCUACCCCCAUGGGUGCUGGAAGAAAUCAGCAGGAACCCUGACAUGGUUUACACAGACAGAUCAGGGAGGAGGAACCCUGAGUACAUCUCCUUGGGCUGUGAUUCAGUGCCUGUUCUAAAAGGAAGGACUCCCCUCCAAGUGUACACCGACUACAUGAGGAGCUUUCGUGACAGAUUCAGAGAUUACUUGGGCAGUGUUAUAGUGGAAAUACAAGCGGGGAUGGGUCCUUGUGGGGAGCUGAGAUAUCCAUCUUAUCCAGAAAGCAAUGGAACUUGGAGGUUUCCCGGAAUUGGAGAGUUCCAAUGCUAUGACAAGUACAUGAAAGUGUCCUUGAUAGCGGCAGCGGACGCCAUUGGAAAGAAAGAAUGGGGAACAAGUGGACCCCAUGACUCCGGCCAGUACAAUCAAUUUCCUGAGGAUACUGGAUUUUUCAAAAGGGAAGGAACAUGGAACUCUGAAUAUGGACGGUUCUUUCUGGAAUGGUACUCCAGCAAAUUGCUGGAACACGGUGAGAGGAUCCUUUCUUCAGCCAAAGGAAUAUUCCAAACAUCAGGGGUGAAAAUAUCUGGAAAAAUUGCUGGAAUCCAUUGGCAUUACAAAGCAAGAUCCCACGCAGCUGAACUAACUGCCGGCUACUAUAACACACGAUAUAAUGAUGGGUAUCUACCAAUAGCAAGAAUGCUAGCAAAACAUGGGGUCGUCUUCAAUUUCACCUGCAUGGAAAUGAAAGACAGAAACCAGCCUGAGCAUGCAAAUUGCUCACCCGAAGGGUUAGUUCAGCAGGUAAAGAUGGUAACAAGGACAGCCAGAGUAGAACUUGCUGGGGAAAAUGCAUUGGAGAGAUAUGAUGCAGAUGCAUAUGCUCAAGUUUUGUCAACAAGUAGGUCAGACUCCGGCAACGGAUUGAGUGCAUUUACAUAUCUAAGAUUGAAUAGGAAGCUGUUUGAAGGCGAUAAUUGGCGGCACCUAGUUGAUUUUGUAAGAAGCAUGUCAGAAGAUGGUAACAUACAAAGACUUUCAGACUAUGAUUCCAAAGGGAGUGAUGUUUAUGUUGGGCACAUCAAAGAGACUCAGAAGAAGCACAAACAAGAGGUUGCUCUUGUGUGAACGUAUACAUAUAUAUAUAUAUAGAUUAGCAUGUUCAGGAGUCAUGGUGUAUAGUUAAAAGCAUCAUAAGAUAAUUUUUACAGGAAAAGGGAAGAAGGUAAUAAAGAGAUAGGAAUUAUGAUGUGUAUACAGAGAGAAGAACAAUGGCAUAUGCCAUGCCAAAACCUGAGAUA